This is a messenger RNA of Echinops telfairi (small Madagascar hedgehog), 3569 nucleotides long. RefSeq names its product eukaryotic translation initiation factor 4E nuclear import factor 1 (gene EIF4ENIF1). Gene Ontology annotation, molecular function: mRNA binding. Lineage: Eukaryota; Metazoa; Chordata; Mammalia; Afrosoricida; Tenrecidae. The transcript is spliced from 19 exons. Gene Ontology annotation, biological process: negative regulation of translation. The record is from RefSeq and is a predicted model, not a curated record. Bases 28 to 3036 code for a protein of 1002 amino acids. Gene Ontology annotation, cellular component: cytoplasm; nucleus.
GUGCAAAGCAUUGUCGACUUAGGAGCCAUGGAUAGGAGAAGCGCGGGUGAAGCUGAGAAUGGAGACGCUUUCCUUGACCUGAAGAAGCUGCCAACCUCCAAAUCCCCCCAUCGCUACACAAAAGAGGAGCUUUUGGAUAUAAAAGAGCGGCCCCAUUCCAAACAGAGACCUCCAUGCCUCUCUGAAAAAUAUGACAGUGAUGGCGUCUGGGACCCUGAGAAGUGGCAUGCCUCUCUCUACCCAGUUUCAGGGCGGAGCUCACCUGUGGAAAACCAGAAAAAAGAGCUGGAUACAGACCGGCCUUCCCUAGUGCGUCGGAUAGUAGAUCCACGGGAGCGUGUGAAGGAAGACGAUUUGGAUGUUGUUCUCAGUCCACAGAGACGAAGCUUUGGUGGUGGCUGCCAUGUGACGGCUGCUGUAAGCUCCCGACGCUCGGGGAGCCCACUGGAGAAAGACAGUGAUGGGCUUCGUCUGCUUGGCGGACGGAGGAUCGGCAGUGGGAGAAUAAUGUCUGCCCGGACCUUUGAAAAGGACCACCGUCUUAGUGAUAAGGACCUUCGGGACUUGAGAGACAGAGACCGUGAAAGGGACUAUAAGGACAAGCGUUUCAGGAGAGAGUUUGGGGAUAGUAAGCGUGUCUUUGGCGAGCGUAGAAGAAAUGAUUCUUACACGGAAGAAGAACCAGAGUGGUUCUCAGCUGGACCCACGAGCCAGUCUGAAACCAUUGAGCUGACUGGCUUUGAUGACAAGAUCCUAGAAGAAGACCACAAAGGGAGAAAGAGAACGAGGCGGCGGACAGCUUCUGUGAAGGAAGGCAUAGUCGAGUGCAAUGGAGGAGUGGCCGAAGAGGAGGAGGUGGAGGUCAUUCUUGCACAGGAGCCUGCUGCUGAUCAGGAAGUACCGAGGGACGCCGUCUUGCCUGAGCAGUCCCCAGGAGAAUUUGACUUUAAUGAGUUCUUUAACCUUGAUAAGGUGCCGUGCUUGGCUUCGAUGAUAGAAGAUGUUCUAGGGGAAGGGUCCGUCUCGGCCAGCCGCUUUAGUAGGUGGUUUUCUAACCCCAGCCGAUCAGGAAGCCGGUCCAGCAGUCUUGGGUCAACACCACAUGAAGAACUGGAGAGACUUGCAGGUCUGGAGCAGGUCAUCCUCUCUCCUGCACAGAACUCGGGGAAUUACUUUGCUCCUAUACCAUCAGAAGAUCAUGCUGAAAAUAAAGUGGAUAUUUUAGAAAUGCUACAGAAAGCCAAAGUGGACUUAAAACCUCUUCUCUCCAGCCUUUCUGCAAAUAAAGAAAAGCUUAAAGAAAGCUCACAUUCAGGGGUUGUGCUCUCAGUGGAAGAGGUAGAAGCAGGGCUCAAGGGCUUGAAGGUGGACCAGCACAUGAAGAAUUCAACUCCUUUCAUGGCAGAACAUUUAGAGGAGACCCUGAGUGCUGUAACAAGCAACCGGCAGCUCAGAAAGGACGGCGAUAUGACUGCAUUCAACAAGCUAGUGAGCAGCAUGAAAGCAAGCGGGACUCUGCCCUCGCAGCCCAAAGCCAGUCGAAACCUUGAAAGCCAUUUGAUGUCCCCUGCUGAGCUUCCAGGCCAGGCUGUCCCUAAGAACAUCCUCCAGGAACUUCUGGGUCCACCAGUUCAGAGACCGGCUUCUUCUAAUCUUCUGAGUGGCCUGAUGGGGAGCUUGGAGCCUACAGCAUCUUUACUGGGCCAAAGGGCACCCUCUCCUCCCUUGUCACAGGCAUUUCAAACUCGAGCAGCCUCGGCAGACUACCUUCGCCCUAGAAUAUCUUCACCAGUGGGUUUCCCACCAGGACCACCUCCGCAGCUUCUUGGGGACCCGUUCCAAGGCAUGCGCAAGCCCAUGAGCCCCAUCACAGUCCAGAUGAGCCAGUUGGAGUUGCAACAGGCCGCUCUGGAGGGGCUGGCCUUGCCACAUGACCUUGCAAUGCAGACAGCAAACUUCUACCAGCCUGGUUUUGGCAAACCACAAGUGGACAGAACCAGAGAUGGAUACAGAAACAGGCAACAGCGAGUGACCAAGUCGCCAGCAAACAUGCAUCAAGGGAAUUCCUCUUCCCCUGCUCCCUCGGCCUCCGUCACAAGCAUGGCCGGGAAAACGGCUGAGACAAAGGCUGCAUCAGCAGGUCCACCACCACCACAGACACAGCUUUCUCCCUCCUUCACCCCUACCUCGGUGAUUCGAAAGAUGUUCGAGAGCAAAGAGAAAAGCAAGGAGGAGCCUGCCUCUGGGAAAGCCGCUCUUGGUGACCAUAAAGAGGGCACUCAGGAGGCCAGUGAAGACAACCUGCUGUCAUCCAACCCCAUGUCCAGUGCUGAUCGAGACUCUUCUCCCACGACAAAUCCCAAGAUGUCAACGUUGCAGCGGUCUUCCUGCUCUACCCCUCUGUCCCAAACCAACCGUUACACCAAAGAACAAGAUUAUCGACCUAAAGCAGCCGGGAGGAAAACACCCACCUUGGCCUCCCCAGUUCCAGGAGCACCUUUUCUCCGCCCUGUCCACCAAGUCCCCCUGGUCCCCCAUGUACCAAUCGUUCGACCUGCUCACCAGCUUCACCCAGGCCUGGUCCAAAGGAUGCAUAUUCAACAGCAUCUUCCAAGUUUGCUCCAAGCUGGUAUGCUUCCACCAGGGAUGGACCUGACGCAUUUACAGGGUAUAUCUGGCCCAAUCCUGGGUCAGCCUUUUUACCCUUUACCCGCUGCUAAUCACCCUCUACUAAACCCUCGUCCCGGGACACCUCUGCAUCUGGCAAUGAUGCAGCAGCAGUUACAGCGCUCAGUUCUGCAUCCUCCAGGCUCCGGGUCUCAAGCAGCUGCUGUUAGCGUUCCCGUAACCCCCCAGAAUGUGCCCAGCAGGUCGGGCCUGCCCCACGUGCACCCCCAGCUGGAGCACCGCCCUAGCCAGAGGAGCAGCUCUCCGGUGGGCCUUGCCAAGUGGUUUGGCUCAGAUGUGCUGCAGCAACCCUUGCCUUCUAUGCCUGCCAAAGUCAUCAGUGUAGACGAGCUGGAGUACCGACCGUGAGCCGGCCAGGCCUGCACGCCGAAGCCUGGACCUGCGCUGGCAGUCACGUCAGGACUCUGCUCAUCACGUCGGGUUGGUGUAUUGGCUUUUACUGUGGCACACUCUGGCGAAGCUGUUUGAGGGCCUUUGGAGUGCCCAUGCAUCCAGGGUGCUCUACAUUAUGGUAGAAGGAUCUCAGAACCAAUCGCGAGGAGCCUGCGGUCUGAAUACAGGAGGCAGCACUGUCUGGAUCCUACUAACAGUCUUUCUUUUUUGUAAGAUAUGUGAAUGAAGUGUUGGUGCCCUCACCAAGAGGGUGGCACCUAAGGGUUCUAAGGAAAUAAAUGUAUAGACCCUUAUGUACAGACUUGUGUAUAAACAACUUUUGUAUAUACAUAUAGGAUAGCUUUUUUGAACUUAUACAGCUGUACAUAAAAGUAGCUGAUACUAGUUAAGCCUGUGUCAAAGUUGGAUUUUUUUUUUCCACUUGUACAUUUGGGACUUUUUUUUCCCCUUGGUUGAUUAAAGUUGCAUAUGCUAAGUGUGUGAAUGAA